CCGGUUUCUCUUCCUCCACAUCCUGGCCCAUUCCAAAACUGCCGGGCAUUUCGUCUACAGCACGAAAAGUUCGGCCCCACUUUUUCCACUGACGAGGAUCAGAUUUCUACGUCUUACGUCAAUUCCGUGGCGUAUUUUCCCUCGAUCCGGCGCCCUUCUUUCUCCCAGGCCGUACAACUUGUUCCCGCAGAUUGAGGACAGCCCACGCGCGUCUAUCUCUGAACCAAGACUUGGUUACUAGCACACGAGAUAUCACUGUCCCCCGAAGACCAGUUGGUUAGCCAUUACAUGCCUCAAGCACCCUCCCCGCCCAUCCCCAUUGACCCCACUCUGUCGCUCUACCCUUCAUACUACCUACCCCCGUACGGAUCCCAGCCGCCCCCACAGCCCCCGCACCAUCCGCAUAUUCCGCCUCAUCACUUGUCGCUGCCUCAGAACUACUCGUCUCCAUCGUCACAGGGUUCGGACACCAUCGGCACACCCCCGAUGUACUCCUCGUCAGCGAAUGGGAAUGGGAAACGCCCGGCGUCUUCAAUGUCGCAAUCCAACAUUAAGAAGGCGAGGAAUUAUGAUGACGACGAUGAACCUUUGAGUCCCUCGGCGGAGAAGGACGAGGGGAAACCCAAACCCACACGAGGGUCCAGGUAAUGUGUGGGGCGUCUGUGAUGUAUGGCGGCACUGACCGCGUUCGCAGGGCAUGCACCGUCUGCCGGCG
Molecule: messenger RNA, 715 nt
Organism: Mycena citricolor
Lineage: Eukaryota; Fungi; Basidiomycota; Agaricomycetes; Agaricales; Mycenaceae
Source: the annotation of a GenBank genome assembly